Messenger RNA from Aspergillus vadensis CBS 113365, 647 nucleotides. RefSeq lists its product as uncharacterized. The record is from RefSeq and is a predicted model, not a curated record. The coding region runs from base 282 to 614 and encodes 110 amino acids. The transcript is spliced from 2 exons. Lineage: Eukaryota; Fungi; Ascomycota; Eurotiomycetes; Eurotiales; Aspergillaceae.
UCCUCAUCUACACCAUAUUCAUGUAGAUAGCCGAUCUCGCUUUCAGGGCAACAGACUUCCUGCCAUCUUCCAUCAUGCCAAAAACACGACAGCUUCUUCAGUGAGAAACCACCUAUCCUUACACUAAGGAGGAUCGUAACAUUCUUCAACUGUCUUACUAUGAGCAGAAGAAUAUUUUCUUUGCUUAUUUCAAUGCUCACCAAGCUGGAUCAAAGACGUUGUCCCAUUCUACUUCAGUUGUUCGGAUGUCUGUCAGAUGUUAGACGCUGAAAAUUAGUUACAUGGUAGUUCCAACGUUUGUAUCCCGGCACUGCCAACACUCAGUGCAAUUCCCUGAAUCUUUGACUUUCCAUACAGAAUUGAUGAGGAUUAUGCCGGGUAACGAAGGUGAGAAGGCUAGAUGCGAUGCAGAACCGAAAUUGGCUUCGUCGGUCAGAGGGUAUCGAGUUCUAGCAAAUUGGCCGCUUCCCAUUGAAACUCACCGGCUUGAGGAUGAACGAAUACCGAGUGGCGUGCAUCGUGAUUAUAGAUAUUUAACUGUUGGCUCAUAUGGUUCAGACGUUUUCACAUUCCAUGGUAUAGGCUUCCAAUUUCAACCAAAUGCAAUGGAAUAACCUUGGGACUCUGUGUUUCAACUAUACUCACUC